AUGGGCAGCUGCAGGGGCGCAGCAGCAGCAGCAGCAGGCAGGUUCAUAACGAAGUCCGAAGUCCGGGUCUUUUCGAGGGUGCUGGGGCUGCUGGGGCUGCUGCUGCUGCUGCAGCGGGCGCUGCUGUGGGCCGCGGGAAAGCUGCUGCUGCGGCAGCGGCGGGUGGAGCCGUUUUACGGUGGAGACGCAGCAGCAGCAGCAGCAGCAACAGAGGACUCGGGAGGCGCAGCAGCAGGGGAGCCCUUGGGAGAGGCAGCGGAGGAGAGCCCGAGGGCGGCGGAGGAAGCAGCAGCGGCGCAGCAAGCCGCAGCAGCAGCAGCAGCAGCAGCAGCAGAGGCGCGCGAAGAGGAGCAGCAGCUGUACCCGGGCCUGGGGGAAGCAGCAGCAGCAGCAGCAGCAGCCGCGUCGGACAGGAAUAUUAGCAGCAGCAGAACCUGUCUUGAGUUUUGCUGA
Eimeria tenella is the source of this 453-nucleotide messenger RNA. RefSeq lists its product as uncharacterized. The record is from RefSeq and is a predicted model, not a curated record. The transcript has 3 exons. Lineage: Eukaryota; Apicomplexa; Conoidasida; Eucoccidiorida; Eimeriidae. The coding region runs from base 1 to 453 and encodes 150 amino acids.